CAACACUUUAAUUCCUUCUCAGCUGGGAAAUCUUAAAGCCAGAGGAGGGAGACCAGUGCGAAAAUAUAUCUCCAAUUGAGAAUACCAGUAUAAUGGCUUCGUCACCGAAAUAUUUGACAGGCGACAAGGCCGCAAUCAAUGAAUUCCUUGACAAGUUCGAUGUCUUUCUAUUCGAUUGCGAUGGCGUAUUAUGGUCAGGCGAUCAUCUCUUCGAGGGGACCGUUGAAACACUAGAGUUGCUACGAUCUCGAGGAAAGCAAGUCGUUUUCGUGACAAACAACAGCACAAAAUCCCGCGCAGACUACAAGAAGAAACUGGAGUCAAUGGGAAUUCCAGCGACUGUCGACGAAGUCUUUGGCUCUUCCUACUCUGCAGCUAUUUAUAUUUCGCGAAUCAUCAAGCCGCAGCCGCCGCGUAACAAAGUCUUUGUACUAGGCGAAGCCGGUGUCGAAGCCGAGCUCGAAUCCGAAAACAUUUCUUAUAUUGGCGGAACCGACCCGUCGCUGCGCAGGGACAUUACACCCGAGGACUUCAAGGCUAUUGCCUCGGGCGAGGCGCUUGACCCUGCAGUCGGCUACGUGCUCGCCGGACUCGACUUCCACGUGAACUACCUGAAGCUUUCGAUAGCAUUCCAGUAUCUUCGACGAGGCGCUAAAUUCCUGGCAACGAACGUGGACAGUACCCUCCCGAACGCAGGAUCACUCUUCAUUGGCGCAGGUGGCAUCAGCGCGCCCCUGAUUCGUGCCAUGGGUGGCGAGGAACCUAUUGCGUUUGGCAAGCCCAACCAGAGCAUGAUGGACGCGAUUGAGGGCAAGUUCCGCUUUGAUCGAUCUCGCGCUUGCAUGGUCGGCGAUAGACUCGACACCGACAUCAAGUUUGGCAUCGAGGGUCGUCUGGGAGGCACGCUCUGUGUCUUGACAGGUGUGAGCAAGCGCGAGGACUGGGAAGCCGAAAACCCUGCUGCUGUGCCGGCCGCGUAUGUGGAUACGCUGGGCGAUCUGCGAGUGGCCGCAUAAAUGGUACGGAGACGGUCGACCUCCAUGAUUGUUAAUAUGGUUCCGGGUCAAGCAACACAGACGCAAGCAUAAUCACUUGUACAUAGACUCGUUUAUAUACUCUGAUGAAAUUAGAAAUAGAAUUCAAAGUAUCCCCAAAAGACU
Xylona heveae TC161 is the source of this 1160-nucleotide messenger RNA. RefSeq names its product 4-nitrophenylphosphatase. The record is from RefSeq and is a predicted model, not a curated record. The transcript is spliced from 5 exons. NCBI's taxonomy places the organism in Eukaryota, Fungi, Ascomycota, Xylonomycetes, Xylonales, Xylonaceae. The coding region runs from base 93 to 1016 and encodes 307 amino acids. Gene Ontology annotation, molecular function: alkaline phosphatase activity; phosphoglycolate phosphatase activity.